AUGGGGCCUUCUGCAUCAAAAGACAGACCUCUCCGAGGACCAGCUGCCCUUGAGUUGCCAAUGGGUGGACGUAGAGCUCAAUCCGCUCCCCAACCAGGUGCUGAUAGGCCCGAUCAAAGGGGUCACUCUCUUUUUCUCCUCAAUCUACCUGAUGAGUUGCAAGAGCAGAUCAUUUUCCACUCGCUUGAACCUUGCCUGGCCAGAGCUCUCGCCAACUCUUCGAUCUCAAGAGCAAGACAAAUAUCCGACGUACAGUUAUACAAGGUGUUCAUUCUUCACGCAUUUUUUGAUAACGAGCCACCGCUUCCCGUCAGACAGUCGCAUUUUGCACCAGCCACCUACCGUUUCCUGGCCCGGGACCAGCGGCGGAGGCUUCAGAGAGAUAUCGUAGAAUGCAAAUGGUUUACCUGGGAUCUCUUCCAGAAACACAUACCUACCCUGGCGCAUCUUGCUCUCGAAAGGCAAUGCCGAUUGCACCAUCAAGCGGAACAGAGACGGGGCAACGACAUAUCUUCCCUGCCGGAUAUCGAUAAUUUGGCGGAUCUGAUAGAACUCUAUAUUGAUCAUCCUCAGCCAAAACAAAGACGUGAGACCGGGCUCACCGACGAACGCGGAUCAUAUCAUCCAUAUUUAAACAUCAUCCGACGUGACCUGGAGCCCGAGAUGCAUAUUUUAAGGCCUGUGAUAUUUCUUGCAAUUCCAAGUCGGGCUCUGAAUCCGAUAUCGUGGACCGAGGAGGCACGCCACUACCUCUGGGUUGUCGCGGCUCGUGUGGAACUAGGAUCAGAGUAUGAUGCCGCUGCGUUUAAGCGGGGUCUAAAGAAAGCUACCAGUGAGCAGAAGAGCCACAUAGUUGCGACAUUACUUAACAUCCAAGCUAUCGCAAGUGGCCAGGAACAGGAUCAGCAGGUCGUACAAGGCAGAACUCUGUGGCAAAGGUUCCUCUACAGGCAGGUAGCAGGCCUUGGUGGGGCGCCAUGGGGCUGA
This is a messenger RNA of Endocarpon pusillum Z07020, 987 nucleotides long. RefSeq lists its product as uncharacterized. The transcript has a single exon. Lineage: Eukaryota; Fungi; Ascomycota; Eurotiomycetes; Verrucariales; Verrucariaceae. The coding region runs from base 1 to 987 and encodes 328 amino acids. The record is from RefSeq and is a predicted model, not a curated record.